This is a messenger RNA of Strongyloides ratti, 105 nucleotides long. RefSeq lists its product as hypothetical. NCBI's taxonomy places the organism in Eukaryota, Metazoa, Nematoda, Chromadorea, Rhabditida, Strongyloididae. The coding region runs from base 1 to 105 and encodes 34 amino acids. The record is from RefSeq and is a predicted model, not a curated record. The transcript has 2 exons.
AUGCCUAGAAAAUUUUCAUAUUCAAUUAUUCAUUAUGAUCUUCAAAGUGGUUUAAUAAACAAAAAUGAGUCAUACUUUAACGGAAAAAUAAAAAAAAACCCAUGA